Oncorhynchus mykiss (rainbow trout) is the source of this 2024-nucleotide messenger RNA. Lineage: Eukaryota; Metazoa; Chordata; Actinopteri; Salmoniformes; Salmonidae. The record is from RefSeq and is a predicted model, not a curated record.
UCGGUACUGUAUUCUCUGGGGUAGUCGGUACUGUAUUCUCUGGGGUAGUCGGUAGUGUAUUUGGGGCAAACUUGUAUCUCGUGUUUCUUUCUUUUGGGGGUUUACAGAGGAGAGAGAACGAUACAGGGAGAGAGUGAAAAGUGUGGAUAAAAAGUUAUAGAAAAUUAGUAGAGAAAGAGAGAGAAUUAUAGCAGAACGGUGAGCCACACAGUAGUUAUUCCAUCCUUCCUGUAUUCAUCAUGUCUCUCCAUUCCACAACAAACAUGUGAGAAGUCUAACACAAUAACCCAACUGGCCUCACACAGCUACACAUAACUCACGGUCUUAUGGUCUUCAACCUCGGGAAUACAAGUUGGCUGUGUUAUGUUGUACACUCAACGAAACUGCUUUCUUUUUUCUCAUUCCUUUCUGCAUCUCAUUCUCUAACUCUCUCUCUCUCUUUUGCUUUUUCCCUCCUCUUUCUUUCUCUAUUUCCCUGUAGGGAGUUCGGAUGGAGGGAUCCAGAGUUACCUGAGGUGAUCCAGAUGCUGCAGCACCAGUUCCCUUCAGUCCAGUCCAAUGCUGCAGCCUACCUCCAACACCUCUGCUUCGGAGACAACAAGAUCAAAUCAGAGAUUCGUCGUCAAGGUGGGAUCCAGCUGCUGGUAGACUUGUUGGACCACCGUAUGAGCGAGGUUCACCGCAGUGCCUGUGGAGCCCUGAGGAACCUGGUCUACGGCAAGGCCAACGACGACAACAAGAUCACCCUGAAGAACUGUGGGGGCAUACCUGCCCUGGUCCGCCUGCUACGCAAGACUGGAGACGUGGAGAUAAGAGAACUGGUCACAGGUGUGUUGUGGAACCUGUCGUCAUGUGAUGCCCUGAAGAUGCCAAUCAUCCAGGAUGCCUUGGCCGUUCUGACCAAUAGUGUCAUCAUCCCUAACUCCUCCUCCUGGGACUCCUCCCACAAUCUCCAUGACGACCGCAAGCAACACACACACACUUCCCAGGUGCUUCGCAACGCCACUGGCUGUCUCAGGAAUGUGAGUUCUGCAGGAGAGGAGGCCAGGAGGAGGAUGAGAGAGUGUGACGGACUGACAGACGCUCUCCUCUACGUCAUACAGACCGCUUUGGGCAGCAACGACAUUGACAGCAAGACCAUAGAGAACUGUGUGUGUAUCCUGCGUAACCUGUCCUACCGACUGGCAGCGGAGACAUCUCAGGGCCAACCGCUGGGUUCAGAGGAGCUAGACGGUCUCCUGUGUGAUGCCAACGGACGUGACGGAGAGACCUCAGGCUGCUGGGGCAAGAAGAAGAAGAAGAAGAAGGGACAGGACCAGUGGGACGGUGUAGGUCCUCUCCCAGACUCAGCUGACCCACCUAAAGGAGUCCAGAUGUUAUGGCAUCCGUCCAUAGUGAAGCCCUACCUCACCCUGCUGUCAGAGUGCUCUAACCCUGAUACACUGGAGGGAGCAGCUGGAGCCCUGCAGAAUCUGGCUGCAGGCACCUGGAAGUGGUCAGUGUAUAUCCGGGCAGCUGUGCGUAAGGAGAAGGGUCUUCCUAUCCUGGUGGAAUUGUUGAGGAUAGACAAUGACCGUGUGGUGUGUGCCGUGGCCACCGCGCUCAGGAAUAUGGCCCUGGACGUCAGAAACAAAGAACUGAUAGGUAAAUACGCCAUGCGUGACCUUGUCCACCGGUUACCGGGCAGCAGCAAUAGCAGUACUGGGGGCAGUGGUGGGACUAACUGCGGUUCCGCGGGUCCACUAGCACCCAGUAAGACCAUGUCAGACGAUACGGUAACUGCUAUCUGCUGUGCUCUGCAUGAGGUCAUCACUAAGAACAUGGAGAAUGCCAAAGCACUGAGAGACGCCGGCGGGAUAGAGAAGCUCAUCGGCAUCGCUCGUAGCAAAGGAGACAAACACUCAGCCAAGGUGGUGAAGGCAGCCUCUCAGGUGCUCAGCAGUAUGUGGCAGUACAGAGACCUACGCAGCCUCUACAAGAAGCUCCCUGGGGUGGACCAUUACUACGUUCACACAGAAGAGUAA